Molecule: messenger RNA, 1410 nt
Organism: Lindgomyces ingoldianus
Lineage: Eukaryota; Fungi; Ascomycota; Dothideomycetes; Pleosporales; Lindgomycetaceae
Exons: 11
Coding region: 1-1410 (469 amino acids)
Source: RefSeq, a predicted model, not a curated record
AUGCAAGACAUCACACAAUCCGAAAAGGCUGCAAUUUUUGCAUCACAACGAAAGCUCAAAUACUCGGCAAAGCACUUAUCCGCAUUCGAACGGAUGCUAAGCACGUGGCUGCACUGCUUCAAUCCUCGUAUCACCCACUAUAUCGGUCUGUCGAUCUUCACGACAUCUUCGUUACGCGUAUCGACUUCGUUGGCUCUCCAGGUCUUCCGAGUCACAUUCGCUAGCUAUUUUUUAUCAAUCUAUUCCAUUUUCGGUCUUUCGUUUUGUUCCACGAUACCAGCAGUGAGAAGAGCAUUUCGAAUAGAUGCUUUCUCCCAACCUCACAUUUCCAAGAUUUUGAGCGACUGGUCAACCCCCUUUUUUCAAUGGACAAUUUCGGAAGCCCAAAUGACACGGGCGCUUGAGCUCACAUCAUAUGGCAUCUCGCAUAUGCGCUGGCCCGAAUCUUGUCCUCCACUAGAAUAUUAUCUCGGCGCCUUCUCCUUGUGCGUCAACUUGACGACAACCAAUCUCUGUGUUCUGCCCUCGAAUUGGCACACCUGGGGGACAGGUGUAAUUGAAAUAAUUUGUCUUUCGUGGAAGGAGGCAAAAAAACGCGUGGUCCGUACUCACCGCUGCAGGCUCGGUAGCAUUAGGGAGUAUUAUGAGAAGCAGGUAUUUGGAAUUUGGGCCGAAGGAAGAUAUAAAAGCACACUGAAGAGGCUGGGACAUCGGCUUCCACAUCACCAACGACACCCGAAUAAGACUCUCUCGUUUCACAAGUCUUCUCCCCAGGACACCAACGGAAACUUUCCCCAAACACGAAAAACCAAUUACGAAACACGAACCAUGAAAUCCCUCGUCCUCACCACCACCAUCCUCCUCUCCCUUGCCCUCGCGCACCCCCUAUCCGGAAACCCGAACCCCUCUAUCACCUUCAACUCAACCUGCGCCACCAUUCUCGCAGCCGAUCCCACUCUCGAACUCUGCGCCGAACUCAGCAACAGCACCGACUGCAGCAAUCCCAUCACCGUUAUCACAGGUACCGAUUGCAUAAACAUCGAUGUCGCGCAACUGGGUGCUAUCGACGUGAAGAAAGGCACCGUCUUCGCGGGCUAUACUUAUGCCAAUUGCAGAGGGAAUCCGGAUGUGUUGGCGGGGAAGAUCGAGGAGGACGAUUCGGAGUUGGAGGGCUGGAUAGGGGAAGAUAUAGAAGCCUGGAGAAGAGAUUUAGUAGAGGGAGUGGGAAAGGGCAUGGUGCUUGGAUGUGAUUUUGAAAAAUUCUCCGGCUUUUGGAGAAUAAACUCAUGUUUCGGAUAUCUAAAUUAUUUGUACAUGGUAGCUCCGCAUGAUUACGUGCAAUGCCACAGGUUAUCAUUUCCCUUCAAGGUCUUCCAUGGGAAGGAUUGCUCAGUAAUCGCCAUCUCUUAG